Molecule: messenger RNA, 3554 nt
Organism: Maylandia zebra (zebra mbuna)
Lineage: Eukaryota; Metazoa; Chordata; Actinopteri; Cichliformes; Cichlidae
Product: putative E3 ubiquitin-protein ligase TRIML1
Molecular function (GO): protein binding
Source: RefSeq, a predicted model, not a curated record
CCUUCCUGUUCCUGCACUCUUAUAGUGCAGUCUGGUCUGCCCGUACACGUCUUACACGUGGUGUGUAACAACCUGAGUUACCGUUUAAAUGAAGCGCAGCUCAUAGGACGGUCCGGAGUGAUGUCAUACUGACAUUUUUCAGGCUGUGAAUGUGACGUGUAAGAAGCAGGGAAGGAAAGCAAGCUGUGGUGACUUUCUCUGGGCACGUUGGAAGUGGAAGCCACAAUGACGUCUACUAAAGAAGCUCUUUGGCGCACUCUUGAGCAUCUGACAGCUGAACAGUUCAAGAACUUUAAGUGGUUCCUGAAGGAGGGGGAUAUGGAAAACGGUUUUCCAGCCAUCCCAGAGGCCCGACUGGAAGGAGCGGACAGGUUGGAUACGAUCGAUCUGAUGGUGCAAAAAUACCGCUGUCCAGGAGCUGUGCAAAAAACCAUGAAGAUCUUAAGGAAGAUAAACAGAAAUGAUCUGGUUCAGGAUUUGUCAAACCAGUCAAAUGAAGACCACAAGAUCUCUGCAGCGCUCCCACGUGAUGAUGAGACAAGGAGGGCCAAACUGAGGGAGAUGAAAGCCCAAAUUGAUCUGAGGAUCAAGGAGAAGCAGAUGAAGAUCUGUGAAGUCAGACGCACAGCAGAGCUCAGCAGGAAGUCUGCAGAGCGACAGACCUCAGACAGCAGGAGGGCGUUUGAAGCGCUGGUGGCCUCUGUCCAGAGCAGUCUGGAUAAAAUCAUUGGAGAGAUCGAUGAAAAGCAGAAAAUGACACAGAAACAGGCUGAAGGAUUAAUCCAGCAGCUAGAGCAGGAAAUCUCUGAGCUGACCAAGAGGAGCGCAGAGGUGGAGCAGCUUACCAAAGACCAACGUGACUUCCUGCCAAGCUUCUCGUUCACAAAUGAGAUGCUGACAGAAGCCAGGUUCCCCCAGCCAUCUUACAAAGAAACUGUGACUCAGCUGAAGGAAAAACUCAGCAAAGACAUGGAGAUGUUUCUCGCUGUGACUGAGCUGAACAGGCUCCGGCAGUUUGCAGUGGAUGUGACACUGGAUCCAGACACAGCACAUCCCAACCUCAUCCUGUCUGAGGACGGGAAACAAGUUCGCUGUGGUGACAUAACACAAACUCUCCCAAACAACCCAGAAAGAUUUGACCGUGCUAUUAAUGUUGUGGGAAAUCAGAGCUUCUCUUCAGAAAGCUUUUACUAUGAAGUUCAGGUUAAGGAGAAAACCUCCUGGGAUUUAGGUGUCGUUAAAGAGUCAAUAAAUAGGAAGGGAUCAAUGUAUGUGAGCCCCAAGAACGGCUUCUGGAUAAUAUGUUUAAGGGCAGGAGAGUACAAAGCCUCACGUGUCCAUCUCAGUGUGGACUCUCAGCCAAAGAAAGUGGGAGUGUUUGUGGAUUAUGAGAAUCAUUCGGUCUCUUUUUAUAAUGCUGAAUCCGCACAACUCAUUCAUUGCUACACUGACUGCUCCUUCAAAGAGAAACUCCGCCCUUUCUUCAGCCCCGGGACUCUUCAUGGUGGCCAAAACUCCACUCCGCUCAUCAUCUGUCCUGUCUACGGCAACUGUCAGAUCUGAUCAAUCAUCCUUACAACUGCGUGAGACUCGUCAUAGAGUCGUCAGCUUCUCCACCUUUAUUUAUUUAUCACCCCUAAGUGGACAUCUGAAAACAAAAGGUCCAGAUGACUGUGACAGACUUAUCACACCAAACCCUCAGCCAACAUUUGAGUGGUUCACUGUUAACCCGAUGGGAGUGUUCAGGGGUUAAUAUAGUUUGUAGUAUUCAGAGGGUCCAGUGUGGCCCUCUGAAUAGCACAAAAAUGUAAUCAACCCUUCACCGACCCCAUGUCACACAGCAGCAUCAGGAUUGGGUCUCCAGUCGUUAAACAGAUGGUGUCAUAUGGGGCUGUUUGAAUUGUUUAUCAUCAGUUUUACAGCCUUCAAACUUAGAUUUGUGUGUUCUUAGUUGUGAUCUUGUGGAAGGUGUCACAGAAGGGCCACAGUUUUACGCUCAGUACAGUGUUCCCUGACAGAUUUAUUCUCGGCAUUCAGUUACAUGGUUGAACAGGUAACUUUGGCCUGAGCUUAUUUAAGACCAUGCCGGUGACCACUGCACAUGAGGUUCGGUGUCAUAUUUUACUCUAAAAGUUCAGGGUUUGGUCUAAACUCUAGAGAAGAAAAACCUUCCCGCACAAUCAGAGAGAGACUGGUUUUCAGCCUUCAGGGUCUUAUUUAACACACAGACAGUCAUUUUUCAAACAUCUCCUCCCUCCAGCAGAUCAUGUUUUACUUGCAUGUCGAGUGGGGGGGAUCCAAACUGCGACGGCAACCAUUCUAACUUUGCAUGCAGCUAGCAGGAGAAAAACUCAUUCAAAUGCAGGUGUGGUUUUUCUACAUUUAGACUCUGUGGUCUCACAAAGGCGCGUCUUUCACCAUCCGCGAUCUCAUACUUUCUAAUGCCCUCUUUUUGCAAAAUGGAGCAGACAUGGUUUCAAUUUUCCCACUGAUAGUAUCAAAGAAUAUAGACAGUGUAGUGCCUUUAAAAUGGCACUACACUAGUUUAAAUACAUUAUUACAGGAAAUAUCAUGACUGUCCAGUUCAUCCAUAACAUUUUUCUUCAGUGUCACCUUCUUGUUCCUCAUGCUUAUUCUGAUGGUGUUUCAUAGAGACAUUUUUCCUAGUCCACUGUGCAAUGCCACCACUCACUUAGUGCUUACUUUCAUUUUUCUUUCUGUGUUUGAGCAGGGAUGUCAGACUCCUUUUGUCAUAAGCUACUUUGAUGUUAAGUGAAUCAGACCAGUGAAACUGACCUUUCUGUCAGUGUAACUACACAGUUACACCAACACAUCUUAAUAUAAGGCAAAGAAGUGCCGUUUUAACUGUACACCUCAGUUUUUCUGCAUGAUAAAGAAAUAUUGCUGUUGGGUCAUUCCAUCUUCUGCUCGACAGGAGCAACAGAAAAAAAUCCUAAAAUCUGAACGACCGUGGUCUAAAAAAAGACACACAUAUUUAACAAAAUCAUUCUGAAAUCACAUGAAAGUGGGUUGAUGGAUGACAAAAAGGUUUCUGAAGUUUCUCUGUGGUCAUUAUAUACGGUAAAACUUUGGAUGAUAAUAUUUUUUUGUUCAAAUCAGAGAUGGUCAAACAUAAAAUUUUAAAAAGUUUGCUGAUUUAAGAUGGAAUAAAUAAAUUUGUAAAUUUACAGAAGAUCUGGCAGCUCAUUGUCCAGACUCUCCUGUAAUUUCAAAAGUGAAGAUUUUGUUAAAAUUCUGAUUUUUAAUUUUUUAAAUACAGAUUUUUCUCUGAUAAAUGCUAAAAAAAAAUCAACAACAGCAGUGUUCUGUCAUUUCAUUUGGAGUACAAAUGGCAGUGGGUGAGGUCUUUAUCAGUAGGAAAAGCUGUGACCAGUAAAAGUUUAAUCUGGCCCCCGGGCCUUAUUUUUGACACACCUGGUGUAAAUGAUUUGUUUUCAAACAUUUUUUUUUCUUCUUCUUCAAGAAAGCCAUCUUUACUGUUUACUAGAAAAGAUCCACACUGAAUUUUACUUUAAUAAAGAUGGAUAAUGUCA